Molecule: messenger RNA, 456 nt
Organism: Solanum verrucosum
Lineage: Eukaryota; Viridiplantae; Streptophyta; Magnoliopsida; Solanales; Solanaceae
Exons: 2
Coding region: 1-456 (151 amino acids)
Source: RefSeq, a predicted model, not a curated record
AUGUCACCUGCCAAUGAGUUUGAAUAUAAAGCUCUAUGGGCGUUGAAGACACUGAACCUGAACUGGGAAAAGGUUGCGAAAGGGAGAGUAAGUCAGCUCCAUAAGUUGGAGGAAGUUUGGUUGCGAGCAUAUGAAAGUUCAACCCUGUAUAAGGAGAAGAUGAAGAGGCGGCAUGACGCCAAAAUCAUUCAACGCGAAUUCCGAGUUGGUGAUUUUGUGUUGCUCUACAAUUCUCGACUGAGACUUUUUCCUAGUAAACUUAAGUCAAAGUGGUCUGGUCCAUUCAACGUAACCCGAGUAUUCACAAAUGGGGCAAUUGUAAUUGAAGAAAUGAAGACUAAGGAGCAAGGCAAGGAUAUUACAGGGCCAAAAGGAGCGAAAAAGCUAAAGAAGUUUAAGAAAGGCAAUCCUAGUGAUCACCAAGACCAGUUGGCGAGUCACAAAGUGGCUUUUUAG